CUGGGUCUGGGGGAGGAAGGGGCUGGGGGCCCGGACCCCUGGGUCUGGGGGAGGAAGGGGCUGGGGGCCCGGACCCCUGGGUCUGAGGGAGGAGGGCUGGGGGCCCGGAUUUCCGGGUCUGGCAGUGAGGGUACUCCAAAAUUAUCACUAGGCUGAGGUCAGAGGGCUGGAUGCCAAGGGCCCAGCCCCUGCCCCAGGGGCGGAUACCUGGCUCCUUUUCCUUUUCCAGCCCAGCAGUCUUUGCCCCUCCCAGGGCAGGUGAAAGCACCUGCCUUGGUGACAGUAAUGAGCCCUGGCAAAGGUGUUCCUGCCGGCUCACGAGGGCGGGGCUGCCGGAGGGGCUCGGCCAUUCCGAGCCAAGGCCUGCCGGCAUUCCUCACCGGGGCUGUUGUCGGGGCUCAGAAUUUGGAUGUCCCAUCAUCCUCACCUCUAGCCUGGCUGCAGUGAGACCAUGGCCGCGGUGACCUUGUCCGUGCCUGGGCGGAAGGCGGCCCCCAGGCCCAGCCCCGUGCCGGAGGCCGCCCAGCCGUACCUGUUCACGCCCCGUGGGCCGGGCGUGGGUGGCGGGCCCGGGGGCGCGGGCACCUCGCCGCAGGUGGAGUGGACGGCGCGGCGCCUGGUGUGGGUGCCUUCGGAGCUGCACGGGUUCGAGGCGGCGGCGCUGCGGGACGAGGGCGAGGAGGAGGCCGAGGUGGAGCUGGCGGAGAGCGGGCGGCGGCUGCGGCUGCCGCGGGACCAGAUCCAGCGCAUGAACCCGCCCAAGUUCAGCAAGGCGGAGGACAUGGCCGAGCUCACGUGUCUCAACGAGGCCUCGGUGCUGCACAACCUCCGGGAGCGAUACUACUCGGGCCUCAUCUACACGUACUCUGGCCUUUUCUGUGUGGUCAUCAAUCCAUACAAGCAACUUCCCAUCUAUACGGAGGCCAUUGUGGAGAUGUACCGGGGCAAGAAGCGCCAUGAAGUACCACCCCACGUGUAUGCGGUGACAGAGGGGGCCUACCGAAGCAUGCUCCAGGAUCGUGAAGAUCAGUCCAUUCUCUGCACUGGGGAGUCCGGGGCUGGGAAGACAGAAAACACCAAGAAGGUCAUCCAGUACCUCGCCCACGUGGCAUCGUCCCCAAAGGGCAGGAAGGAGCCAGGCGUACCGGCUGCCAUCACCGUGUCUUAUGGUGAGCUGGAGCGCCAGCUUCUUCAGGCCAACCCCAUCCUAGAGGCCUUCGGCAAUGCCAAGACAGUGAAGAAUGACAACUCUUCCCGAUUUGGCAAAUUCAUCCGCAUCAACUUUGACGUGGCCGGGUACAUCGUGGGCGCCAACAUCGAGACCUACCUGCUGGAGAAGUCGAGGGCCAUCCGCCAAGCCAAGGACGAGUGCAGCUUCCACAUCUUCUACCAGCUGCUGGGAGGCGCGGGAGAGCAGCUCAAGGCUGACCUCCUCCUGGAGCCUUGCUCCCACUACCGCUUCCUGACCAACGGGUCGUCGUCCCCUCCCGGCCAGGAGCGGGAGCUCUUCCACGAGACUCUGGAGUCGCUGAGGGUCCUGGGAUUCACCCCGGAGGAAAUCACCUCCAUGCUGCGGAUGGUCUCGGCUGUUCUCCAGUUUGGCAACAUCGUCCUGAAGAGAGAACGAAACAACGAUCAAGCCUCCAUGCCUGACAACACAGCCGCACAGAAGCUGUGCCGCCUCCUGGGACUAGGGGUGACGGAUUUCUCCCGCGCCCUGCUCACCCCCCGCAUCAAAGUCGGCCGAGACUAUGUGCAGAAAGCGCAGACCAAGGAACAGGCCGACUUCGCGCUGGAGGCCCUGGCCAAGGCCACCUAUGAGCGCCUCUUCCGCUGGCUGGUCUUGCGCCUCAACCGUGCCCUGGACCGCAGUCCCCGCCAGGGCGCCUCCUUCCUCGGCAUCCUGGACAUCGCCGGCUUCGAGAUCUUCCAGGUCUGCACCUGGGGCCAGGCUGGGGCCGGAGGGCUCCGUCACUCCGGCCCUGUCCCCCUCUCUUUGUGUCCCUGUCCCCCUCUCUCUGGGUGUCUUUCCACCAAUCCUGGACCAACCCCCCCCGCCGGGAAGCUGGAGCCUCGGCUGGUGCUGGACCAGCUGCGCUGCAAUGGGGUCCUGGAGGGCAUCCGCAUCUGCCGCCAGGGCUUCCCCAACCGCAUCCUCUUCCAGGAGUUCCGGCAGCGGUACGAGAUCCUGACGCCCAAUGCCAUCCCCAAGGGCUUUAUGGAUGGGAAACAGGCCUGCGAGAAGAUGAUCCAGGCCCUAGAACUGGACCCCAACCUCUACCGUGUGGGACAGAGCAAGAUCUUCUUCCGGGCAGGGGUCCUGGCCCAGCUGGAAGAGGAACGGGACCUGAAGGUCACAGACAUCAUCGUGUCCUUCCAGGCAGCUGCCCGGGGUUACCUAGCUCGCAGAGCCUUCCAGAAGCGGCAGCAGCAGCAGAGUGCCCUGAGGGUCAUGCAGCGGAACUGCGCGGCUUACCUCAAGCUGAGACACUGGCAGUGGUGGCGGCUCUUCAUCAAGGUGAAGCCGCUGCUGCAGGUGACGCGGCAGGAUGAGGUGCUGCAGGCGCGGGCCCAGGAGCUCCAGAAGGUGCAGGAGCUGCAGCAGCAGAGCGCCCGCGAGGUGGGCGAGCUCCAGGGCCGCCUGGCACAGCUAGAAGAGGAGCGCGCCCGCCUAGCAGAGCAACUGCGGGCAGAGGCAGAGCUGUGUGCCGAGGCCGAGGAGACGCGCGGGCGGCUGGCAGCCCGCAAGCAGGAGCUGGAGCUGGUGGUGUCGGAGCUGGAGGCCCGCGUGGGCGAGGAGGAGGAGUGCAGCCGCCAGCUGCAAACCGAGAAGAAGAGACUGCAGCAGCAUAUACAGGAGCUGGAGAACCACCUUGAGGCAGAGGAAGGGGCACGGCAGAAGCUGCAGCUGGAGAAGGUGACCACGGAGGCCAAGCUGAAGAAAUUUGAGGAAGAUCUGGUACUCUUAGAAGAUCAGAAUGCCAAGCUGAGCAAGGAGCGGAGGCUGCUGGAGGAGCGUCUGGCCGAGUUCUCGUCGCAGGCGGCGGAGGAGGAGGAGAAGAUCAAGAGCCUCAAUAAGCUUCGACUCAAAUACGAGGCCACGAUUGCGGACAUGGAGGACCGCCUGCGGAAGGAGGAGAAGGGCCGCCAGGAGCUGGAGAAGCUGAAGCGGCGGCUGGACGGGGAGAGCUCAGAGCUGCAGGAGCAGAUGGCCGAGCAGCAGCAGCGCGCAGAGGAGCUGCGGGCCCAGCUGGGCCGAAAGGAAGUGGAACUGCAGGCCGCCCUGGCCAGGGCGGAGGAGGAAGGCGGGGCCCGGGCCCAGCUGCUCAAAUCCCUGCGGGAGGCCCAGGCAGGGCUGGCCGAGGCCCAGGAGGACCUGGAGACCGAGCGGGCGGCCAGGGCCAAGGCAGAGAAGCAGCGCAGGGACCUGGGCGAGGAGCUGGAGGCGCUACGGAGCGAGCUGGAGGACACGCUGGACUCCACCAACGCGCAGCAGGAGCUCCGGUCCAAGAGGGAGCAGGAGGUGACGGAGUUGAAGAAGGCUCUGGAGGAGGAGACGCGUGUUCACGAAGUGGCGGUGCAGGAGCUGAGACAGCGCCACGGCCAGGCCCUGGGAGAGCUGGCCGAACAGCUGGAACAGGCCCGGAGGAGCAAAGGUACGUGGGAGAAGACCCGGAUGGCCCUGGAGGCCGAGGUGUCUGAGCUACGGGCAGAGCUGAGCAGCCUGCAGACCUCGCGUCAGGAGGGCGAGCAGCGGAGGCGCCGCCUGGAGUCCCAGCUGCAGGAGGUGCAGGGCCGGGCCGGCGACGGGGAGCGGGCGCGAGCAGAGGCUACAGAGAAGCUGCAGCGAGCCCAGGCUGAACUGGAGAACGUGUCUGGGGCCCUGAGUGAGGCCGAAUCCAGAGCCAUCCGGCUGAGCAAGGAGCUGAGCAGCACGGAGGCCCAGCUUCACGAUGCCCAGGAGCUGCUGCAAGAGGAGACCAGGGCGAAGCUGGCCUUGGGGUCCCGGGUGCGAGGCCUGGAGGCCGAGGUGGCGGGGCUGCGGGAGCAGCUGGACGAGGAAGCCGUCGCCAGGGAGCGGGCGGGCCGGGAGCUGCAGACCGCCCAGGCCCAGCUCUCGGAGUGGCGGCGCCGCCAGGAGGAGGAAGCGGGCGCGCUGGAGGCCGGCGAGGAGGCGCGGCGGCGGGCGGCGCGCGAGGCCGAGGCCCUGACCCAGCGCCUGGCGGAAAAGACGGAGGCGGCGGAGCGGCUGGAGCGGGGCCGUCGCCGGCUGCAGCAGGAGCUGGACGACGCCACCGUGGACCUGGAACAACAGCGGCAGCUCGUGAGCGCGCUGGAGAAGAAGCAGCGCAAGUUCGACCAGCUCCUGGCAGAGGAGAAGGCGGCCGUACUGCGGGCGGUGGAGGAGCGUGAGCGGGUCGAGGCGGAGGGCCGGGAGCGCGAGGCUCGGACCCUGUCCCUGACCCGGGCCCUGGAGGAGGAGCAGGAGGCGCGGGAGGAGCUGGAGCGGCAGAACCGGGCCCUGCGGGCGGAGAUGGAGGCCCUGCUGAGCAGCAAGGAUGACGUUGGCAAGAACGUGCAUGAGAUGGAGCGAGCCCGCCGGGUGGCAGAACAGACAGUCAGCGACCUGCGAACGCAGGUGACGGAGCUGGAGGAUGAACUGACGGCGGCCGAGGAUGCCAAGCUGCGCCUGGAAGUGACCGUGCAGGCUCUCAAGGCCCAGCACGAACGUGACCUGCAGGGCCGCGACGAGGUUGGCGAGGAGAGGCGGCGGCAGCUGGCCAAGCAGCUGAGGGAUGCCGAGGUGGAGCGGGACGAGGAGCGCAAGCAGCGCACCCAGGCCGUGGCCGCCCGGAAAAAGCUGGAGGUCGAGCUGGAGGACCUGAAAGCCCAGAACGCGGCCGCCGCGCAGGGCAAGGAGGACGCGGUGAAGCAGUUUCGCAAGAUGCAGGCCCAGAUGAAGGAGCUGUGGCGGGAGGUGGAGGAGUCACGCACUUCGCGGGAGGAAAUCUUUGCCCAGAACCGGGAGAGUGAGAAGCGCCUCAAGGCACUGGAGGCGGAGGUGCUGCGGCUGCAGGAGGAACUGGCCGCCUCAGAUCGUGCCCGGCGGCAGGUCCAGCAGGAGCGGGACGAGAUGGCAGAUGAGGUGGCCAACGGCAGCCUUAGCAAGGCAGCCAUUCUGGAGGAGAAGCGGCAGCUGGAGGGGCGCCUGGGGCAAAUGGAAGAGGAACUCGAGGAGGAGCAGAGCAACGCAGAGCUGCUGGGCGACCGCUACCGCAAGCUGCUCCUGCAGGUGGACUCGCUGACUACAGAGUUGUCAGCCGAGCGCAGUUUCUCAGCCAAGGCGGAGAGCGGGCGGCAGCAGCUGGAGCGACAGAUCCAAGAGCUCCGGGGGCGCCUGGGUGAGGAGGACGCCGGGGCCCGGGCCCGCCAGAAGAUGAUCAUUGCCGCCCUUGAGUCGAAACUGUCCCAGGCUGAGGAGCAGCUGGAGCAGGAGAGCAGGGAGCGCAUCCUCUCCGGCAAGCUGGUGCGCAGGGCUGAGAAGCGGCUUAAAGAGGUGGUGCUCCAGGUGGAGGAGGAGCGGAGGGUGGCCGACCAGCUCCGGGACCAGGUGGAGAAGGGCAACCUUCGGGUGAAACAGCUAAAGCGACAGCUGGAGGAAGCCGAGGAGGAGGCGUCCCGGGCGCAGGCGGUCCGCCGGCGGCUGCAGCACGAGCUGGAAGAUGUCACAGAGUCCUCGGAGGCCAUGAACCGCGAGUUGAACACGCUGAGGAACCGGCUCCGACGCGGCCCACUCACCCUCACCACCCGCAAGGUGCGCCAGGUCUUCCGACUGGAGGAGGGCGUGCCAUUGGAGGAGGAGAUCGAGGAGGAGGAGCCCGGGUCUGGGCCGCCACCCCCGGAGCCUGACGAGCCCCCGGCGGCGCCCCAGCCCCAGUGACCCCGCCCUGCCCCCAGCUUUGGCCCCUCCCUCCCUGGCCCCUGGUCCCUGGGGCGCCCGUCCCGGGAACGCAACCUCUGGCUUCUUGCACUUUGAAGAUGGUGCCAGCCUUUGGCACUAUAGCACUUACCAACCCCAUGUGAGGGGGCAGGGGCUGAGACCCAUGGACCCCUAAACACAGGGGAGCAGGGGAGCAGGGCAACGUGGAGGAGGGCCUUCGCUUGGAAGGAAAUCCGGGAGCAGUUAGCAAGCUGUGGCCCCAUAGGGCUCCCCUCCCUCCUUAAGUUGUUAAUGAUCUUUAUAAGCAAGGGAGCAUGGCUCCCCUGUCCUCCGAAGCCAGGGUUCCCAUUCUCCUCCCCCUCUCUCCCCCCUCUUCCCCUCCUCCUCUCCACUCUCCACUGACCCCGGAACUUCUGAGCGACAGCAGCCGGAGCCCCAGGUCUCCACCAACCUUUGACCCUUGCAGAGGGGCGGGAGAAGGGAACCCCCCCCAUCACCCCCUCUCCUUCCCCAUGUGUUCCGCCCCCCCCCCCCUUCUGGUUGCUCUUGUGUGAUCACAAUUAGGUUUGGAGUUUCCUGUGGGGGCUGGAAGAGGCCCCAUAUCCUCCCAGCCUCCAGGCUCUGGCAGAAAUAAACUCCCACCCCAACUGGA
Panthera uncia (snow leopard) is the source of this 6593-nucleotide messenger RNA. RefSeq names its product myosin heavy chain 14 (gene MYH14). Gene Ontology annotation, molecular function: cytoskeletal motor activity; actin filament binding; ATP binding. Lineage: Eukaryota; Metazoa; Chordata; Mammalia; Carnivora; Felidae. The transcript is spliced from 38 exons. Bases 452 to 5941 code for a protein of 1829 amino acids. The record is from RefSeq and is a predicted model, not a curated record. Gene Ontology annotation, cellular component: myosin complex.